AUGCCUCCUAAGUCUUCUGGUUUUUCCUCUUCAUCUGUUCUUAUCGAGGAUCAUUCUUUUUUCUCCAUUGCCCCCUUGGUCGCCACUUGGUUGUUAGGCAUCCUUCCCAAGGCUGACAUCCUUGAGGUAGGGAGGCUUAGCAUUUCGAAGAAGACCUCUAGUCUGGUUGUGUUAGAAAAGGCUAAUGCCAAGAAGGAAGUUGCUUAUCUGAGGCCAAAGCUGGAAGAGGCCGACAAGAAGUGUUCUGGACUUGAAUCCAAGGUGAAGAUCAAUGACAACCACAUCAAGGUCCUGCAAAAGGAGGCUGCCGAGGGCUAUGCAGGUUAUGAGGAUCUGAGGGAUUAG
Molecule: messenger RNA, 345 nt
Organism: Ilex paraguariensis (yerba mate)
Lineage: Eukaryota; Viridiplantae; Streptophyta; Magnoliopsida; Aquifoliales; Aquifoliaceae
Source: the annotation of a GenBank genome assembly